Messenger RNA from Caenorhabditis sp. 36 PRJEB53466, 1439 nucleotides. The record is from the annotation of a GenBank genome assembly. NCBI's taxonomy places the organism in Eukaryota, Metazoa, Nematoda, Chromadorea, Rhabditida, Rhabditidae.
AUGAGAGAGAUCGUUCACGUUCAAGCCGGACAGUGCGGAAACCAGAUUGGAUCGAAAUUCUGGGAGGUCAUAUCCGAUGAGCACGGAAUUCAGCCCGAUGGAACCUUCAAAGGAGAGAGCGAUCUCCAGCUGGAGAGAAUCGACGUUUACUACAACGAAGCCAACAGUUCGUUAACUGUUCGAGCCUAAACUUACUUUAUUUUUUAGAUGGCAAGUAUGUCCCCCGCGCUGUCCUCGUCGAUCUUGAGCCAGGAACGAUGGAUUCUGUCCGCUCAGGUCCAUUCGGUCAGCUCUUCCGGCCAGAUAACUUUGUCUUCGGACAGUCCGGAGCUGGAAACAACUGGGCGAAGGGACACUACACUGAGGGAGCUGAGCUCGUUGACAACGUUCUCGACGUUAUCCGCAAGGAGGCUGAAGGAUGCGACUGCCUGCAGGGUUUCCAGUUGACCCACUCUCUUGGAGGAGGAACCGGAUCUGGAAUGGGAACUCUUCUUAUUUCCAAGAUUCGCGAGGAGUACCCGGACCGUAUCAUGUCUUCUUUCUCGGUCGUUCCAUCGCCAAAGGUUUCCGAUACCGUUGUCGAGCCAUACAACGCCACCCUCUCUGUGCACCAGCUUGUCGAGAACACUGAUGAGACUUACUGCAUUGACAAUGAGGCUCUUUACGAGAUUUGCUACAAAACCCUUAAGCUCACCGACCCAACUUAUGGAGACUUGAACCAUCUUGUCUCGCUCACUAUGUCUGGAGUGACUACCUGCCUCCGAUUCCCCGGACAGCUUAACGCCGAUCUCCGCAAGCUGGCCGUGAACAUGGUGCCGUUCCCACGUCUCCACUUCUUCAUGCCAGGUUUCGCUCCACUCUCUGCCAAGGGUGCCCAGGCCUACCGCGCUCUCACCGUUUCCGAGCUCACUCAGCAGAUGUUCGACGCUAAGAACAUGAUGGCUGCUUGCGACCCAAGACACGGAAGAUAUCUUACCGUCGCCGCUAUGUUCCGUGGACGCAUGUCCAUGAGAGUGAGUCACAGACUAGCUAUCAAACAGCACUAUGAGUGAUAUUUUCAGGAAGUCGACGAACAGAUGCUCAACGUCCAGAACAAGAACUCCUCGUACUUUGUCGAAUGGAUCCCGAACAACGUCAAGACCGCCGUGUGCGACAUCCCACCACGUGGACUCAAGAUGGCCGCCACCUUCGUCGGAAACUCGACCGCCAUCCAGGAGCUCUUCAAGCGUAUCUCGGAGCAGUUCACCGCUAUGUUCCGCCGCAAGGCCUUCCUUCAUUGGUACACUGGCGAGGGAAUGGACGAGAUGGAGUUCACCGAGGCCGAGAGCAACAUGAACGAUCUUAUCUCGGAGUACCAGCAGUACCAGGAGGCCACCGCUGAGGACGAACCUCUUGACGGAUACACCGAGGGAGGAGAGACCUACGAGUCUGAGCAAUAA